Hippocampus zosterae (dwarf seahorse) is the source of this 4519-nucleotide messenger RNA. RefSeq names its product paxillin-like. Gene Ontology annotation, biological process: endothelial cell migration; substrate adhesion-dependent cell spreading; transforming growth factor beta receptor signaling pathway. The transcript is spliced from 14 exons. NCBI's taxonomy places the organism in Eukaryota, Metazoa, Chordata, Actinopteri, Syngnathiformes, Syngnathidae. Bases 262 to 3657 code for a protein of 1131 amino acids. The record is from RefSeq and is a predicted model, not a curated record.
GGCUACAGGGCGGCUGCCGGUCUGGCAGGCAGGGGGGCUGGCUCCUGCUCUGACUGCUCGGGAGAUUCUCGUCUCCGGGGCAAUCUGGCGAUGAGUGCUGUUAGGGAGUGUGCUGAAGGGGCAACUUGAAAACUUCGCUGCGUCCGUGCAGCACAUUUGAGCCAGCGGACGCUACAUCGGAGGAGCGGCCAGCCCAAAACGGUGCUCGACGGAGCGGGAACGUCGCGGGGUUUCUUUCAACAGCGUUGAUUUCCGGCCAACAUGGAUGAUUUAGAUGCUUUGUUGGCAGACCUCGAAUCCACGACAUCCCACAUUUCCAAAGGUCCACUUUUCCUGUCUGAUGAGACGGCCUACUCCCUCCCUGUCGGAGGUCAGGCCCAGCAAGACGUUGGCUUUUCACCCCAAGGCCUACCCAAUCCCUCUGAGAAAACACUCAAUGGAAUCCAGGAAGCAGACGCAAAUGCUCUCUCCAGAGAAACCGGCAGUCCACCUCAACACCCUGGAGAAGAGGACCACGUGUACAGUUUUCCUAAUAAGCAGAAGAGCAGUGAAUCUUCACCUGCCAUUAACCAGUCAUUUGGCAACAACCUGUCAGAGCUGGACCGCCUGCUGCUGGAACUCAACUCCGUCCAGCAAAGCACCACCGCCUUCCCUACUGAAGAAGAGGCACCCCCGCCACUGCCUGCUGGCAUCGUGGUCCAAAGUAUUCAGGAGAACGGAGUGUCCGUUCCAUCCCAGGACUCGCCACCGCUGUUGGAAAAGCCCAAACGCGGUGCUGCGGUUCGGGGAAUAGAAGAUGUACGGCCAAGCGUGGAGAGUCUUCUGGAUGAGCUGGAGAGCUCCGUGCCCUCAACCAGUCCGACUCCCUUGUUGGUAUCGGAUGGGCAGAUUGAUGGACAGGAAACACAAGGACAACAACAAGCGAGAAUGUCCGCGUCCUCGGCCACACGGGAGCUCGACGAGCUGAUGGCCUCCCUGUCGGACUUCAAAGUCCAAAGCAAUGAAGUGGUAGACCCUUCAUACCCUGCGGACUCACCGAUGAUAACUCCUGACUCUCGGUCCACAGUUACCCAAAUCGACUCGUGUGUGGAUAUUGAUACGUUAUCUUGUUGCACCACACCCCCCUGUACUCCUCAUCCAUUGGAACUCCACAUAGAUGAAGACGGUUGUUCAAGCCCUACCUUGACCGCUGGUUCGACUGUCACGGUUGCAACGUCCAGAAAAGAAGUUGGCGGCGUUGUCACUUCAGAGAUCUCCUGUUUUGAGAGCUUCCGUGGUUCGAGUACGCCAGAGCAACUCAUUGAAACCGAACUCGGUUGCUCAUCCAGUCCAUCGGUCAAUCAAGUCUCUGCUAAUGAAGCCUCAAGUUCACUUGGAAAGAAUUCACGCAGUUUCAGUUCAGGCCCUGCUGCUCGGAAACCCUGUUCAGUUGAUGUUUCUAUCCCAAUUACACUUAGUUUGUCCAAACAGUCUAGUCUAACUUCGAGUCUAAGCUCCAGUCCUAAAGAUUACAGUCCAGAACCUGCACACCCUGGCCAAGAGGUACUUGAAAAGAAAGAACGUCCAGUCACGGCAACAACUCCAGAAUCAUCGCCAAUAUCGAACGGCCCAGUCACUGUUCCAAAACUAUCAGGACAGGUUUCAAGCCAUGUUCCCAAGAGUCCAGUCUCAAUUCCAAGGCUCUCUAGUCCAGUCCCAAAGCUUGCGAGUCCAGUGACUGUCCUCGAUGUCUCACAAACCGAUACCAAAAGUUGUACUCCAGAAUUCGUCCCUCAGACUGCACAGCCAGUAAUACGUCCAAAGAUUUCGAGUCCAGCAACAGUUCGAAAAAGCCAAAGUACAGCUCCAAGGAGUCCUGCUUUAGUCAUCAAAAGGACCUACGCACUUGCAGAUACGAGGAGUAGUUCAUCUUCCCCUACAACCACAUAUCAGCCGAGUGAAAUAAUGGAGCUCUCGUGGCCGUGCCGGGAGCCUGUAUUGGAUAAUGCCUUAGAUCAACUUCUAGCACUCGACUUGACUCAACCAGAUGAAAAGCAACCGCCCAGUUGUCUUUCGCCCGGGGAUGAGAGCGGACCAUGGGAUGAAGAUGACGCCACUUACCUGGAUGCGAGCCGAGAGGGGACCCUGACACCAAUGACUGAAGCCAGUUGGAUCGAUGAGUGUUUCACCCCCUCCACCAGCCCGGGGACACCAGAUGCAACGUUGGAUCUGCCAACGCUGCAGCCGUCUGCCAUCGAGCGUUUGUCAGCUUCUGGCCAACUCAAGUCGGUUAUACGUCGCACCAAAGAGACGUCCAACGUGCAUCCCAUGUACAAGGACGGAGUCGUGCGGCGUAAAAUGGGACCGGUCAUCGUGAAUAAGAGUCAGUCGCAAGAUCGGCUCAUCGAGGAGCUGGAGGGGAAAUUGGGGAUCGGCCGGGUGCGACGCCGGCGUAAACAACCGCCGGAGGAGUGGCUGACGGAAGGAGUCGUCGUGAUGUCAAACCCGCAGCGAAUACGCAAAGAAAGGGCCCUGCCACCGGUGGAUAAGAUCAUCAUCCCUCCCGAGUCUCCUGUCCCUCAGAGAAAAGUCCUCUCCCCUCCGAAGUCCCCCGCAACUCCCAAAAAGAUACCUCCAGUAAAACAGACCCCGCCGCCGCUACCCCCACCCCCUCCGACGCCUCCCGAGGAGCCUACUCCUCCCCCAUGGGAGUCCACGCCUCCUCCCGUGCAGGCCCCUCCAUCGCCAAGCCCCCCACCCAAGCCCAUCACACCACCUCUACCCCCCAAGGUUUUUGUAUCGGUGACCUGUCAGACCGAGUAUGACGCCCUCUUCCCACCUAUGCAGAUCCAGUCCCAGGGAAUGACUUCUCCCACCGGACCACCGAAGCCCGCCAAUAAACUGGACAACAUGCUGGGGAGCCUGCAAUCCGACCUGAACAGACUGGGAGUCCAGACUGUGGCUAAAGGCGUCUGUGGUGCCUGCAAGAAGCCCAUAGUUGGACAGGUGGUGACUGCCAUGGGAAGAACGUGGCACCCCGAGCACUUUGUGUGCACCCACUGCCAGGACGAGAUCGGCUCCAGGAACUUCUUUGAGCGCGAGGGGCAACCUUACUGCGAGAAAGACUAUCACAGUCUUUUCUCGCCGCGAUGCCACUACUGUAACGGGCCCAUCCUGGAUAAAGUGGUGACUGCUUUGGACAAGACUUGGCAUCCCGAGCACUUCUUCUGUGCCCAGUGUGGAGACUUCUUUGGGCCAGAAGGGUUUCACGAGAAGGAUGGCAAGGCCUUCUGCAGGAAGGACUACUUUGACAUAUUUGCUCCUAAGUGCGGAGGCUGCGCCCGAGCCAUUCUGGACAAUUACAUCUCCGCACUCAACUCGCUGUGGCACCCCGAAUGCUUCGUCUGCAGGGAGUGCUUCACGCCGUUCAUAAACGGCAGCUUCUUUGACCACGAGGGUCAGCCGUACUGCGAGGCGCACUACCACGAGCGCCGCGGCUCGCUGUGCUCGGGCUGCCAGAAGGCCAUCACGGGCCGCUGCAUCACAGCCAUGGGCAAAAAGUUUCACCCGGAACAUUUUGUGUGCGCUUUCUGCCUCAAGCAGCUCAACAAGGGCACCUUCAAGGAGCAGAAUGACAAGCCCUACUGCCACAGUUGCUUUAUCAAACUCUUCAGCUAGACUGUGCACCUUUCCUCGCUCUUCUACAACGCACACAAUUGUUUUUCUACCACACGCAUGAGUCUGAGACACGGUGGGUCACAUGAUUACAAUUUCCUGUUUGCGACUUCUGACACCGAAAGGAUUUUCUUGCCUGUCCAAACUCAGGAAUUUGGCUAAGGGUGUUUGAUGAGCCAGCCCAAAGAGAUUUUUUUUUAAAGUCAUAAUCGUGUCACGCAACAAAAGAACACAUGGUCCCGCUCGUGUGUCGUGUAAGUUUAAUACGCGUCGAAGGGUGAAUGUCGCCGUAUUAACGGUUGGAUUCCCCCAAGUACAGAACGAGACUUUAAACCACAUGAUCCGCCUGUGUUCAAACAGUCUUUUGGAAGUUUGAGUCAGCCGCUUAACUGAAUGGAGUGUGCAGAGCUGUUAGGGCAAUUUGUGUGGCCAAUUGGUGUGAAUGACAUCAACAAAACCUCCAAGCAGUUGUUGUCUUUGCACUCUCCAAACACAGAUCUCUUGAUGGGAUUGUCACAUGGUGAAUUUUACUAUCUAGUGUGUUUUUUCCAAAUAAUUUUUCUACUCUAAUGUCAAAAAGAAAAGAGAUCCUAUGUUUACUGGCUUGAGGUGCUUAGGUACCUUUUUACAACUUAAGGUGUAAUCUAUGUAAGUUGAUAACCUACUGGUGACUCUUGUACAUGGGUUAUUUUAUACCACCGCCCCUUAUCGCCCCUAUUUUUUUCCCCUUAUUAUUGUGCCAUUCACUUUGAAAUAGGUCACGCUUUAUGAUGUUUGACUAUUGAGUGAGGCAAUUUAAAUUAAAAAAAGGAAAUGCAGAUAUUUUACAUCUGCAUUCAUGCACAAUUUCUAGAAUUGCAACAAA